Molecule: messenger RNA, 10310 nt
Organism: Rhineura floridana
Lineage: Eukaryota; Metazoa; Chordata; Lepidosauria; Squamata; Rhineuridae
Gene: STAB2
Product: stabilin 2
Exons: 69
Coding region: 161-7813 (2550 amino acids)
Biological process (GO): cell adhesion
Molecular function (GO): calcium ion binding; hyaluronic acid binding
Source: RefSeq, a predicted model, not a curated record
CUGUCUAAGGUCAGGUUUCACAUGCUCUCCAUUCUUUGCUUGUUUCAGGAGAAGAAGAAAAGAAGGCUAUAUUUUGAAUUACACCCACAUUUGUCUAAUAAUGUGGAUGAACUGAGCACAGCAGAAUUUUGCAAACAUUUAUGACCAAUCAUUUUUCAACAUGGGGAAACACUUGGCAUUUUUAAUCCUCAUAACAUCUUUAAUUACAAAUACCUUCAGUGUAAAGAAAAUUGCUGAGCAGGGGAAGAACAAAUGCGAUGAGAAGACACUUGUCACCACAAAAACCAUAUGCAGAUCUUGUUCUCUCAAUUUUGAAAUCCAGUGUCCUGAUGGUUAUACCAAAAUCACCAAUAGCUCUGGGAUACGUGACUGCAGGUACUACCUUGAAAUCAGGACUUUCACUCUGUCCCUCCCUGGCUGUCGGCAUAUAUGCAUAAGGGAAUUCCAGCAGUCUCAGUGUUGCCGAGGAUAUUGGGGGCCAGAAUGCCUAGAAUGUCCAGGUGGAGCAACAUCACCCUGUAAUAACAAGGGGCUUUGUUUUCAGGGUGUUAUUGGAAAUGGAACCUGUGCCUGCCAGAAUGGCUUUGGCGGAACUGCCUGUGAAAAAUGUGCAGAAGACUAUCUUUUUGGACCUAACUGCACUUCAGUAUGCAACUGCAUUCAUGGCAUAUGCAACAGUGGGAUAUCUGGAGAUGGGAAAUGCACAUGUUUGUCUGGAUACAAAGGUCCUAGCUGCGACCAACCAAUACCUGAAUGCCAAGCCUUGCACUGCCCAGUAAAUUCCAGGUGCUCUGUCUCUAGUGCAAAUGAAAACCAAAUGGACUGCAAAUGCCUUCCAAACUAUGAGGGAGAUGGCAAACAAUGUGAACCCAUCAACCCAUGCUCAAAGAAGGUUUGUGAUCCUCAUGCUGAUUGCUUCUACCUUGGACCCAAUCGUCAUAAAUGUACAUGCCAAUAUGGUUACAAAGGAGACGGCCAAGUUUGCAUACCAAUAGAUCCUUGCCAAGCAAAAUUUGGGAAUUGCCCUACAGAGUCUACUGUCUGUAAAUAUGAUGGCCCUGGAAAGUCCCACUGUAAAUGCAAAGAACAUUUCAGAAAGUUUGUACCUGGAGGAGGAUGCAGUAUGACAGAUAUCUGUGCAACUAACAAUCCUUGCCAUAAAUAUGCUGAAUGCACAAUGGCUGCACCAGGACAAACUCUAUGUACAUGCCAAAAGGGUUAUGUAGGUGAUGGAUUUAUAUGCUAUGGAAACAUUAUGGACCAAAUUAGAGACAUGAACACCAAACCUGGAGGACAGUGGCAAGGAAAACUAAUAUCUGCAAUAGAACUCUUUGAAAAUGCCUAUGAAUGGCCACUGAAUACUUUGGGACCAUUUACAGUUCUUGUUCCAACAAAUAAGGGGUUCAGAGGAAUCAAUAUUAAAGAUCUUCUUUCUAAUAAAGAAAGCGCCCAAUAUUUUGUGAAGCUCCAUAUAUUUGCUGGUCAGCUAGACCUGAAUGGGUUGAAUAAUAUAAGUACAGUUUAUACUCUGACUGGCAAACCAGGAGACAUAUUAAAUGAUGAAAAGGACAGGGUGUUAAGAAUUAGAAUACAGGGAGGUAAGAAGAAAGUGAAAAUCCUGCAAGGAGACAUUGUUGCUUCCAAUGGAAUUGUGCACAUUAUCGAUAGAGCCCUCCUGGACAACAUGGAACCCAGCUUUCAAAGUGACAAAGAGAGAUCUAUAAUGGCAAUGCUUCAAGAAAAACCAAGAUACAGCAAAUUUAGAUCCAUAGUGGAGAAUAGUGUCGUGGCACCAAUGUUAGAUAUACAUCCAGGACCUAAUACAAUAUUCAUUCCAACCAAUGAUGCUUUGAAGAACCUGAGAGAUGGAGCACUGGACUACCUGUUGUCAAGUAAGGGUUCACGAAAGCUUCGAGAGCUAGUUCAAUAUCACAUUGUUUCUCACACCCAGCUGGAGGUUGCCAACGUUAUUUCAAUAGGGCACAUCAAGACUAUGGCUCAACAGUUCAUCUAUUUUAACGUCACCAAUUGUGGACAAAUCCUGGUCAAUGGUGAACCUAUAGAAGAAACAGACAUCUCUGCAAAAAAUGGCCGAAUUUACACACUUUCUGGUGUUCUUAUACCUCCCUCCAUAACCCCAGUUCUGCCACAGAGAUGUGAUGAAGAGAAAAUUGAGAUUAAGAUGGGUACUUGUGGAAAAUGUCCAGCAUUUCACAGGAACAGUUGUCCAGAAGGUUCAAAACCUGUUGCUUUAACAAGGAAUAGAUGCAUUUACCAUGAGCAGACCCUUCUAAGAUACGGGUGUGCUAAGUACUGCAAUGUCACAGAAAAGGAGUCUAAGUGUUGCAAAGGGUUCUUUGGCCCAGACUGCAAUCAGUGCCCUGGUGGCUUUUCCAAUCCCUGCUCAGGAAAUGGACAGUGUAUGGAUGGCAUGCAAGGGAAUGGAACUUGUGUUUGCGAUAGGAGAUUUACAGGAUCACAUUGCCAGUUCUGUUCAGACCCAAAUAAAUAUGGACCACACUGUGACAAAAAAUGUAUGUGUGUUUAUGGAAAGUGUGACAACCAAAUAGACAGUGAUGGCAUCUGCCUUCCUGGUUCGUGCAAAAGUGGGUAUACUGGAAAAUUAUGCGACACCCAGGUGUUUCCAUGUGGGACUUUUCUUCAGUUCUGCCAUGCACACGCUGAUUGCCAGUUUGCUAAUGGUGCUAUGAGCUGUGUUUGUAAACCUGGAUAUGAAGGAGAUGGCAUAAUUUGCAGUGAAGUAGAUCCUUGUGCUAAUUUAAUCCCACACAGCUGCAAUGCUAACGCAGAAUGUAUUAAGACUGGUCCUGGAACCCAUGAGUGUGUCUGCCAGCCAGGAUGGACAGGAAAUGGAAGAGACUGUUCAGAAAUCAACAACUGCCUGCUGCCAAAUUUUGGAGCAUGUCAUAGUAAUGCUACCUGCUUAUAUAUAGGUCCUGGUCAGAAUGACUGUGAAUGUAAGGAAGGAUUUCGGGGGAAUGGAUAUGAAUGUGAACUGAUAAACUCUUGUUUGGAACAAAUUGGGAAGUGCCAUCCACUGGCUGUUUGUCAGUUAACAUCAUCUGGAGUCUGGGAAUGUGUAUGUUCAAGGGGCUAUGAGGGAGAUGGCAGCAUAUGCUAUGGAAAUGCAGUGGAGGAAUUGUCUUCUCUGUCGGAAGCAGCCGGGUUUAAUGAGUGGGUUGGUGCAGCUACAGUGAAGACGCUACUGACAGAUAUGGCAAAUCUAACCAUCCUUGUGCCUUCUCAGCAAGCAAUUCAAAACAUGGGGCAAGACGAAAAAGCUUUUUGGAUGUCAAAAGACAACAUCCUAAUCCUAAUAAAACAUCACAUAUUAGAGGGAACGUACACAGUUUCUGACCUCCAGAGCUUGUCAUCAUCUGACGGACUGGCAACAUCUUUGUAUGGCAACUUCCUGCCACUGUCCAAAAGAAGUGGAAAUCUCUCUGUUGACGGAGCCAACAUCAUUACUGGUGAUAUUGCAGCAAAAAAUGGGAUUAUACAUGUAAUUGAUAAGGUUCUGACACCCCUUCGAGGAGUGAGUGGGACAUUGCCAAAACUGCUUGCUCGCUUGGAACAGAUGCCAGAUUACUCCAUUUUCAGGGGUUACAUUAUUCAGUAUAACCUGGCAAGUGAAAUAGAAGCUGCUAGCACUUACACCAUUUUUGCUCCAAGCAAUGAUGCCAUUGAAACUUACCUCAAGAAUAAACAGUUAACCUCUCUGGAUGAAGCCCAGAUCCAGUACCAUGUUAUUUUGGAGGAGAAGCUCUUGAAGAAUGACAUGCAUAAUGGCAUAUUCAAGGAGACAAUGCUUGGAUUGUCCUUUAGAGUGGGAUUCUUCAUUCAUGAUGCCCAGCUCUACAUAAAUGAGGCACCCAUAAAUUACCCAAAUGUUGCAACUGAUAAAGGAAUAAUCCAUGGACUGGGAAGAGUAAUGGAAAUCAAGAAGAACAGAUGUGAUAUUAACGACACUGUGAUUGUAUCUGGAAAGUGUUCGUCCUGCUUGAGCCCACCUGCCUGUCCUGAUGGAACUACCCCAGUGCCGGGCAAGAAAGUGAGCUGCCUUUAUCUCCAUAACUAUAGGAUGUCCCUUCGCUAUGGAUGCCAGCCUAAGUGUCUUAAAACUACAAUUGCCAGAGAAUGUUGUGCAGGCUUCUAUGGCCCACAGUGCGAGCCUUGCCCAGGGGUGGCUGGAAAUACUUGCUUCGGAAAUGGAAUUUGCUUGGAUGGCAUCAAUGGCACUGGUUCUUGUGAGUGUGAAGCGGGAUUCGAGGGAUUGGCCUGUAAUAAAUGUAUCAAAGGCAAAUAUGGCACCAACUGUGAUCAAGAAUGUGCCUGUAUCCAUGGGAAAUGCAACAGUGAUAUUCAAGGCGAUGGCUCUUGUGAAUGUGAUGUUGGUUGGAGAGGAGUGAAAUGUGAGGAUGAAAUCAAAGAUGAUAAAUGCAACAAUACCUGCCACAGCAGUGCCAACUGCCUUCUCAAUCCCUACGGCACAGCGUAUUGCAAGUGUGCAGCUGGGUUUAAAGGGAACGGGACAUAUUGUUCAGCUAUCAAUGCAUGUGAAACCAGCAAUGGAGGUUGCUCAGCCAAAGCAGAAUGUAGACGCACCACUCCAGGAAACAGACUGUGUGUUUGUAACGCAGGUUACACUGGAGAUGGAGUAGUUUGCUUUGAAGUCAACCCCUGCUUGGAGAAUAAUGGUGGGUGUCAUAAAAAUGCAGAGUGCACUCACACUGGACCCAAUCAGGCAGCAUGUAAUUGUUUAAAUGGAUAUUCUGGGGAUGGCAAAACAUGCACCUACAUCAGUCUGUGUACAAUUAAUAAUGGUGGCUGUGGGCAAAAUGCAGUCUGCAAUGAUACUGAAUACUCAGAAAGGACCUGUAGAUGUCGACCCAGUUAUGUUGGAGAUGGAUUUAUUUGCAGAGGCAGCAUCUUCACGGAACUUUCAAGGGAUUCCAACACCACUUGGUUUAAGGGAUAUCUAAUGGACGCUAAAAUCAACGAUAUUAUAGGAGCAGGCCCUUUCACUGUUUUUGCACCAAACAAAGAAGCAUUUCUAAAUGAACUAAAAGUUAGUGACUGGAUCGGCAAAGGUGUGAUGCCCCAGAUUCUUCGCUACCAUAUAGUGUCCUGUACUGGGCUGCUCUAUAGUGAUCUGACAUCCGAUAAAACUGUCACCACUCUCCAUGGAGAUCAGCUCAAGAUUACAUUCUCACAGAAUUCAGUUUUUUUGAAUGGGAAAGUUAAGAUUUUAACCAGUGAUCUAAUCAGCACAAAUGGAGUAAUACAUAUCAUAGACAAAGUCCUAAUUCCACAGAGGAUUCAAGACUUUCCACCUGGACAACCAAAAACGGCAAGGGAAAGCCUCAAAACAAUCGCAGCAAAAAAUGGGUACAUCAUGUUCUACAACUUAAUAGAGAGUUCAGGACUGAUUGGUGUCAUUAACAAUCCUCUUCAUCAGCCAGUCACCUUGUUUUGGCCUUCUGACAAAGUAAUUAGGGCUCUUCCAAAGGACCAGCAGGACUCACUGUUUAAAAUGUCAGAUAAAGAGAAACUGCUACAAUACUUGAAAUUCCACGUUAUUGGAAGUGCUAAGAUUUUAGCCUAUGCCCUCCCUACCUCUGAUUCACUUAAGACUCUUCAAGGUUCUGAUCUCAGUGUGACAUGUGGUGAUGAUGACAGCAGUACUGGUGAUCUGUUCCUCAAUGAAAGGAAGUGUAAGAUAGUACAAAGGCAUAUGGAGUUUGAUGGUGGCAUCACUUAUGGUAUUGACUGCAUGUUAACAGAUCCUACCUUUGGAGGUCGAUGUGAUGAUUUUAUCGCUUCUGUUUUUCCGGGUGACUGUAUUGGUUGUUACAGAACUGUUCAGUGUCCUGCUGGGAGUAAAGCAAUGGGAGACAUAAAGCCAUGUACUUACACUGCCAAUCACAGGAUCUUGAAAGGCUGUCGCAAGGAUUGUACUAUGACAGUCAGGAUAGCACAGUGUUGCAAGGGCUACUUUGGCAAUGAAUGUCAAGCCUGCCCAGGAGGGCCAGAAGCUCCAUGUAAUAACCGUGGUUCAUGUGAUGAAGGAUAUGCUGGCACUGGGGAAUGUACAUGUAAUCCUGGCUUCAAUGGAACGUCAUGUGAGCUCUGUCUGCCAGGAAGAUAUGGCUUGGAUUGCAAAUCUUGUGAAUGUACAACACAUGGACAAUGCGAUGAAGGAAUUUCGGGAUCAGGACAGUGUUUCUGUGCAACUGGAUGGACUGGACGGCUCUGUGAAACCCAAAUUGCCUUAUCCCCAGUGUGUUCUCCCAGCUGCUCCAUUAAUGCUGUGUGUCAAGAGCAAAACACCUGCCUGUGUAAACCAUAUUAUACUGGAGAUGGAAUCACAUGUACAGCUGAGAACCUUUGUAAGAAAAGCAAUGGUGGCUGUCAUAAGAAUGCAAAAUGUGUACAAAUUGGUGUUCAAGUCAAUUGCACGUGUCAGAAAGGAUACAAAGGAGAUGGCCACACCUGCAUUACUAUCAACCCUUGUGCAGAUGGACUCAAUGGUGGUUGUCAUGAACAUGCUGUUUGUACAAUGACAGGACCUGACAAGCGCAAGUGUGAAUGCCAAGAUAAGUACAUUGGUGAUGGAAUUGAUUGUGAAAUAAAACAGCUACCAGUGGACAGAUGUCUGCAAAACAAUGGACAAUGCCACGCUGAUGCUAACUGUGCCGAUCUCCAUUUCCAAGAUACUACUGUUGGAGUUUUUCAUGUACGCUCUCCAAAGGGUCAGUAUAAAUUGACUUUUGACCAAGCAAAUAAGACCUGUGCAGAUGAAGGAGCAACAAUAGCUACAUACAGUCAGCUUGCAUAUGCUCAGCAGGCAAAGUUCCAUCUAUGUGCUGCUGGCUGGCUGGCUAAUCAAAAAGCAGCAUAUCCAACCGCCUUCUCCGCUCCGAAAUGCGGUGGGGGAGUUGUUGGGAUUAUCGACUAUGGGAUCAGACUCAACUUGAGUGAAACGUGGGAUGUCUUCUGUUACAGAGUCAAAGAUGUCAACUGCACCUGUAAAACUGGUUAUGUGGGUGAUGGAUUUACAUGCAGUGGGAAUCUGCUUCAAGUCCUCGUUUCUUUACCAGCAUUUUCAAACUUUGUGUCAAGGGUUCUGACUUACUCAAAUACAUCAAGGCAAGGCCAAGAGUUCCUGAAAAACCUCACAAAUCUGUCCAUUCGUGCAACACUGUUUGUACCAAACAAUGAUGGGCUGAAGGAAAAUGAGACACUUUCUGGAAGAGAUAUUGAAUAUCAUUUAUCCAACACGGGUACAUUUUAUUAUGAAGAUUUGACCAAUGGAAGUACCCUUCAAACCAGAAUAGGGAAAAGACUGUUAAUUAUACACAGUGAAGACCAGAUUUCUGCAGCUAACAAGAUGGCAACAAGGUAUGUGGAUGGACAAGCUAUCCUUGGGUGGGACAUAGUUGCUUCCAAUGGGGUCAUCCAUGUCAUCGCAGCACCUCUGAAGGCUCCUCCUCUACCCCAUGCUUCUCUACACCCUGGAGUUGGAAUAUUCUUUGCAAUCCUUCUGGUCAUAGGAAUCAUUGCUCUUGCUGGAUAUUCAUACUUCAGAUUUAAGCAGGAAACCAUUCGUUUCCAACAUUUCAAGGAAAAGGAUGAUAUUGAUGUAACUACACUGGACAAAGCACAGUCUUCAAACAUCUCAAAUCCUAACUAUGAAAGCUCAACAACUUCAGCACCAGAUUCUUCAUAUGAUCCAUUUUCUGUUUCUGAUGAACAGCAGCUGGUGAGCAAUGGUCCUCAUGAUGAGUUCUGAUACCCUAACUCAGAGAUGAUGAAAUCAUUUUUCAGCUAAAACAUAACAUGAAGAUACAAGGCAAUGUAAACACAUUUCUGGCUUUCCAAAAGGGCAUUUGUGAAGACUAUGGAAAAUUCUCAGCCAAGUUGUUGAAGGCAGUUUGAUUUCUUUAGAACUCUUGUUUUACUACUUCACUGCAGUUCCUACUUUGCAGACAUCAAAAUGUUCUUCAGAGUUUGCUACUGUUCUGCUUUCUUUACUUCAUAAUUUUCAUGGAGAAAGGGGGGCUCCUUAUAUACUGCAGAAGUAGUUAGCUACACAGUUUAAAAACAAAAUAAUGCUUAAUAAAGACCAGACAUGGGAGUACUUAUUUAGCUUGAUUGAAGCUUGAUAUUGUAGGGACCCUCCAGUUUUUAAAAGAAAAGAAAAAAAUGUAUUGUAACGCAGCUGAAUCAUUUUAAAAGAACAGAUCAGUGUUCAUUACAAACCUUAAGAUGUUUAUAUACAGAUAUAACCAACUUUUUUUGUAAUAAAAUAUCAUCUUGUCCAGGUAAAGGACUAUUGAGGCCUUUAGGGGCUCAUGUGCCUUUUAAUUAAGGAAUCAUAUUUGCAAGUUUUGGUGGUUUUGCUUCCUGGGGCAUUAAUGAGUUCUGUUAAUUGUCCCAAUGUCUGCUAUUGUUUCCAUAGAAGCAGGCUGUAAUUACGUUGCCUUCUUCUAAGUAGCAGUAUCUUGCUAUAGAAGUGAAUAGAGAAUGCAAAACAAAGUAAUUAAGGCCUGUCCACCAUAGGAACAGAUAAGGCAAUUGAGAGACAGAGACAGUUCCUCUUUUCUGCCCCCCCCCAAAAAAACCUCAAUGCUCAUUAGGAGUCAAUAAUACAGGCUGAACCUAGCAGUAAAUGUUUAACAUUGUUGGGAACCCUUCACAAACUGGAGAUUUGGGUGCCAGUAAACAUAAAAGGCUUUUUUCUUCAUAGGUUAAAGGAAUGCUGGAUAAUACAGAGCAAGAUGAAGUGCUUGCAUGGAACCUCCAUAUAAAUUCCACUUCAGUUGAGCACUAGAGUAGAAAUAACCACAUAAAAUUUCAUAAUGCGUUUACCCCAUGAAAGGGCUGACGAAAUCCAUAUUGAGAUGUAAAUAACAACUUACCAGUGGUUGGUAAGAUAAGGCAAGACAUUUUUAUGAACUGUGAUUUGGUUCUCUCUCCUCUUUCAAGUCACAAAUUAUUUACAGCAAGGCUUAACAGCAAGCCAGGCUUGGGGAAGCUAUUAGAAAUAAGUAGGCUAGUAUUUUGUGGGCUUAUUUGCAGGACUGUAUGAUAAAUCUAAAGCUAAGCAAGUUCAAAUCUCCAUGUUGCAUACUCAGAGACCUUUUGCGGCUGUGUUAGCUGGUCCCAGGCUAUGGUCUGAAGGCACAUAAGACCCGCUCCCUGCUGAAGCUAAACAGGGUCAGGUCUGGUCAGUGCCUGGAUGAGAGACUGCCUGGGAAUAUGUAAGCCACCUUCGGUUUCCAUCAUGAAAAGAAAGGCAGGGUAUAAGUGUAAUAAAAAAUAAAAGUGUUAUUCUAAAAGAAGAACCAUGUGUGCAGCCUUGAGGCCCUUGGAAGGUGGGGUAUAGAUAUAAAAUAAAUACUGUGCAUUCUGCCUGCCAUUAAGUGACAGAUGACUUUCAAUCUUCUGUAAAGAAGAAUUCAGGCCAAACUUUAUCCUAGCUGAUGGAAAAAGAACACUGCAACAGGAGAACACCAAACAUGGUGGCUAAGAAAUUUAAAUAGGUUUCCUGUGAUUGUAGUAUCCCAUCUUUUUAGAAUAAAAGGCUGCAAUCCAGAAGGGCACAUGUACUCAAAUUAGUUGUAGAAUUUUCCUCUGGCAACUUAUGCCAUCAUCUGAAAAACUAACUGAUAUAUCAUACUGCCAUUUUUCUCACAUCUCUACUUCAUCCAUGAAUUUCCUUUGAAACAGUUCCUUCAGGUUUAGUUGAUGAUUGCCCACUGUUUCCCUUCAAAUACACAUAGUUUCAUUCUAUUGGAAGACAUUUUCAUUUGAAGAAAUCUUUAAAAAUCUGCAUUAAAGCUUCUAAAUGAAUUAGAAUUUUAAUUAAUAUGACAAGUCAUUUAUUGCAUGAAGAAAAGUUAAUGAUGCUGUAACAAAGUCAUUUUGUUGAAUACAAAAAAGUUAGCUUGACAAGAUUGACAACGGUAAGUUCCUAUGGAAUCAAAUUCUAGUUUUUGGGUAGUCAGUUUGUUGAGAAGCAAACUAUUUGCUUCAUUUUUGGUAUUCAAAUACUAAUGAAAUUCCAUAUGGCACAAUAUCAGUAAAAUUGUAGGUGCUAAUUAGAAGUGACUAAAAUGACAUCAGAGGAAUAACAGUAGAAAUAAACAAAUGAUAGUUUGUAGCUCAUUGUCCAAGGGCAUUCCCCAAUCACUUAACAUGCAAAACCAUUUUUACAGUAUAAGAUACUAUAUAGCAGCAAUCAGCACCAGCAUACAAAAAAAUAAAGUUUUUAUUCUGCAAUAGAA